Molecule: messenger RNA, 1768 nt
Organism: Erythranthe guttata (spotted monkey flower)
Lineage: Eukaryota; Viridiplantae; Streptophyta; Magnoliopsida; Lamiales; Phrymaceae
Product: 3-ketoacyl-CoA synthase 6
Biological process (GO): fatty acid biosynthetic process
Cellular component (GO): membrane
Molecular function (GO): acyltransferase activity, transferring groups other than amino-acyl groups
Source: RefSeq, a predicted model, not a curated record
AGUAAGUAGAGCAUAACACAACAGAAAAAAACUCCAGCUAAGAGAGAGUUGUCUGUAAUGAAUUUUGUUCAUUAAAUCUUCUCACCUGCCUUCAUUCAUUGCCAGUGAUAUCACCACCACCUUCUUCUUUUUUAUAAAUCCCACCUCCUCCUCCCACCACCACCGCCGCCCGCCGCCCCCCUCCCUUCUUUCUCUCUCUAAAACAAAAAACAACAAAGAUGCCACAGCUUCUUGUACCGGCCAAGUACGUAAAGCUAGCCUACCAGUACAUUGUGAACCACAUCCUCACCUUCCUCCUCCUCCCAACAAUGGCCGCCGCCGCCGCCGAGCUCCUCCGCCUCGGCCCCGACGAGAUCCUCUCCGCCUUCAGAUCCCUCCACUUCGACCCGAUCCAAACCCUCUGCACCUCCUUUCUCAUAAUCUUCGUCGCCACCGUCUACUUCAUGUCGAAACCCCGGUCAAUCUACCUCGUUGACUACGCCUGCUACAAACCUCCGGUGACUUUCCGUGUACCUUUCUCCACCUUCAUGGAGCACUCCCGCCUGAAUCUUAAAGAAAACCCUAAAUCCGUCGACUUUCAGAUGCGCAUUCUGGAAAGAUCCGGCCUCGGCGAGGAGACCUGCCUCCCGCCGGCGAUCCACUACAUCCCUCCGACGCCGACCAUGGACGCCGCCAGGGGGGAGGCGGAGCUCGUCAUCUUCUCCACCAUCGACUCGUUAAUGGAGAAAACGAAUCUCAAGCCGAAAGACAUCGAUAUACUUAUAGUUAACUGCAGCUUGUUUUCUCCGACGCCGUCGUUGUCGGCGAUGAUCGUUAAUAAGUACAAGCUUCGGAGCAAUAUCAAGAGCUUCAAUCUCUCCGGCAUGGGAUGCAGCGCCGGGCUAAUCUCCGUCGAUCUCGCCAGAGAUCUCCUUCAGGUGCACCCGAACUCACGCGCCUUGAUUGUCAGCACGGAAAUCAUCACGCCAAACUACUACAAAGGGUCGGAGCGCGCGAUGCUGCUACCCAACUGCCUCUUCCGCAUGGGCGGCGCCGCCAUCCUCCUCUCGAACAAGCGCCGCCGCGACGCGGCCCGGUCGAAAUACAAGCUCGUCCACGUUGUCCGGACACACAAAGGCGCCGACGACAAAGCGUACAAGUGCGUGUACGAGCAAGAAGACCCCGAGGGCAAAGUCGGAAUCAACCUCUCGAAAGACCUCAUGCUGAUCGCCGGCGAAGCCCUGAAAUCCAACAUCACAACCAUCGGCCCGCUCGUCCUGCCGGCGUCGGAGCAGCUGCUAUUCCUGUUCACACUGAUCGGCCGGAAAAUCUUCAACCCUAAAUGGAAACCCUACAUCCCAGACUUCAAACAAGCGUUCGAGCACUUCUGCAUACACGCCGGCGGACGGGCGGUGAUCGACGAGCUGCAGAAGAAUCUACAGCUGUCGGCGGAGCACGUGGAAGCUUCUAGAAUGACGCUGCAUAGAUUCGGCAAUACGUCGUCGUCUUCGCUCUGGUAUGAACUAGGGUACAUUGAAGCAAAAGGGAGGAUGAAGAAAGGAGAUAGGGUUUGGCAGAUUGCUUUUGGAAGUGGGUUUAAAUGUAACAGCGCUGUCUGGAAAUGUAAUCGGACGGUCAGGAUUGAUUCCGACGGAGAUGGGCCGUGGCAAGAUUGCAUUCAUCGCUACCCUGUGCAUAUCCCGGAAGUAGUCAAGCUUUGAUUUUCUUGAAAUUAAUAAAUUAAAAUAAAAAGAGAGAAAAAAAAACAUGGAUUUAAUUUUUAUUUUUA